GUUUAUUUGCUUGUUUUAACGAUUCCAUUAACUUUAGAAUUGUUUAAAGGAUAGAGCUAUAAAAGGUUCCGUCUCAAUAAUGCCGGAUUCAGCCUCUUAUCCUGACGAAAAACGAUCGAACAUAAGACUUCAGCUCAACGACCAGAAUAUGGACGAGGACGAUACAUUGUUGUCUGACUUCUUCAGUGACCCUGACAUUGACAGUGAGUUUAUAAGUGAAGACAAGGGUUACUACAGUCUCAGGGACAGUUUUAAGGAAACCAUAAAGGAAAGCCUCAAGGGUAGAAAUAUCACCAACAGUUUAAACGGACUCGACAGUAUCAGAGAUACAACCUUCAAGGAGAAUUCUAACUCUGCUCAAAUCGGUUUCUAUGAAAAGUCCAUUUACUCUGCGGGAUCUGGGAGGAACGAAGAUGAUUGUGGGCUCCAGUUGCUAGGUGACGAAUUUCGUCUUCUGAGGGAAGGGAUUCAGAAGUCUUCCUCUGAACUGCUCUCUGAGAUGGUGUGUGCUAAUUGCUCCAACGGGAACAACAAGACUGCACUAGUGGAAGUUCCUAACGGGAAGUCUCCUCCGGUCUCAGAAAUGAAUUAUGAGCUUGACACGAAGAAGGCAGAGCGUUGGAAACCCUAUUCUAUUGUGAAGCUAAGUGUCAGUGGGAAAGUGUACGUUACACUUCGUAAAACCCUCACUUUCUUCCCUGACACUUUGUUGGGAUCAGAUGAGAUCGAGGAGUUUUGGAAUGAGGAGACCGGACUUUACUACUUCAACCGUCACCGAGGUGUUUUCAAUUCUAUUCUCUUUUUCUAUCAGUCUCGUGGCAUUUUCAGAGCGCCAACAAACGUUGACCCUGAUUUGAUGAACGAAGAAAUGGACUUCUUUAAGAUUGAUGUCGUGGCUUUAUUGGAAGUAGAAGACCCAAAUGCAGAAGAAGUAAUUGAAGUAAAACUGACAAUAAGAGAAAAACUUCAUACCUUUCUCAUGGAACCUCAGUACUCGAAAGCUGCACUAUACUGGUCCUUCGCGGACAUGGCAGCGAUAGUUGUAUCAAUCAUCAUGUUGGUAGCAGAAUCCGUGCCAUCAGCUACUGUGUACUUUGAAAGUCCGAAAAUAUCAAACGUUUACUACGUUCUCUACGGCAUAGAAAUUCUCGUUAACGGCUUCUUCACAGUAGACUUUCUCCUUAAACUUGUUUCAUGGCCAAAACCAUGGUUGUUUUUCAAAAGCCCGCUAAAUUUUCUAGACUUUAUGGCGAUCCUGCCAUUUUACAUGGAGCUCAUAGCAAUGAUGACAUCGAGUGGAAGCUCAGCCGGAGGAAAAUUUGUCGUCCUGAGGAUUUGCAGAACCAGCAGAGUGGUCAGAAUCUUCAGAUUUGCCAGACACUCGAAGGAAUUACUGGUGGUCAUAAGAGUGGUUCAUAGUGCCUCCAAGGAAUUUGCCAUGCUCGCCAUGCUCAUCAUGGUCUUCGUCCUUCUGUUCGGAACCUUGCUCUAUUACUCGGAAAUGGGAUACGACUCUGGAUACAACUCAAUACCACUCGGAUGUUGGUGGGCGAUCGUGACAGUCACAACAGUGGGGUACGGAGAUCUGGCACCUAAAAGCACUAUCGGGAGGCUUAUAGGGAGCAUAGCAGUUGUGCUUGGCAUUGUCAUUUUAGCCCUUCCCAUGACUGUGAUCGUUUCAAAGUUCAACGAGUCGUACGGUGACGUGAAGCGCACAACAGAACGCCAGCAGCUUAAAAAUGUUCGUGCUCACGCUAUUCAUCACGGAGCCAUUUUUUAAUACCAACUCAAACAUUUUUCGACUUUGGGUUCAUUUUAGUGAGUAGUUUUUCGUGUUUGAACGUUUUAUUCUUGAGAUUUUGUUAACGCAUUUCAAAGUUUUGCAGAUUGAAAAGUUUUAGCUAUGACAACGUAUUACGUAAAUUGUUAUCCUUAUAUG
Messenger RNA from Bolinopsis microptera, 1939 nucleotides. RefSeq names its product shaker-related potassium channel tsha2-like. The coding region runs from base 80 to 1780 and encodes 566 amino acids. The record is from RefSeq and is a predicted model, not a curated record. Gene Ontology annotation, molecular function: voltage-gated potassium channel activity. Gene Ontology annotation, cellular component: membrane; voltage-gated potassium channel complex. Gene Ontology annotation, biological process: potassium ion transmembrane transport; protein homooligomerization. The transcript has 6 exons. NCBI's taxonomy places the organism in Eukaryota, Metazoa, Ctenophora, Tentaculata, Lobata, Bolinopsidae.